Erinaceus europaeus (western European hedgehog) is the source of this 4928-nucleotide messenger RNA. It is a transcript of the gene CFAP97, whose product is annotated as cilia and flagella associated protein 97. The transcript has 5 exons. The coding region runs from base 402 to 1976 and encodes 524 amino acids. The record is from RefSeq and is a predicted model, not a curated record. NCBI's taxonomy places the organism in Eukaryota, Metazoa, Chordata, Mammalia, Eulipotyphla, Erinaceidae. Gene Ontology annotation, biological process: spermatogenesis.
GCGGGGCCCGCGGGUCUCCAGGACGCUCUGCGCGACUGGCGGAGUCUAUGACGCUAAUCCUGCGCCCGGCGUUUUGCGACCGCCCCAUACGCGUGCUACUCGCGGCUCUCCCGCUGACAGCCUGCUCUACGUCUCGGUUCUCUCCGCCCCGGAAGCUCGCACGCGUGGAGGAGCUUUGAGAGGACACCGGCGCGUGCGCGCGGGCACGGAAAGCCGAGGGCGGCGCGCGUAGAGGCUGCUGCUGCCUCGGCGCCCAGGUGAGCCGCGCGCACGCGCGCCAGAGGCUCCUUUAGCCCCAGCAGCGCGCGCGCCCGCCCCGCCCGCUUCCCCGCCGUUCGGGAUCCGUUUCCCGUCUCCGGAGCGCCGGCUGCGGCGAGCACGCAAGAUAUAUUUUUGCCAUCAUGGAUCGGUUUGGAGAUAUAUCAGAAGGUGAAGUGGACCAUUCUUUUUUUGACAGUGACUUUGAAGAAACAAAGAAAUGUAAUAAUAACUCAGUUUUUGACAAGCAAAGUAAUGGACCUAAAGAAAGGAUAGAUAGAGAAAACUUGAAAUUUGGAAUCCAAAGAAAGCCUAAUUAUCUUACCGAGAAGGGAAAUGAAAGAAAAGAGAAAAUUCCUCCAAAAGAACAUUCUGUAGAAAAUACUAACACACCAACCAGAAAUUCUUUGCCAUUGACCACUUCUUCAAAAUCCAAAAAAUUUUAUGAUGUUAAAACAGGACAUAAGGUACACUUGCCCGUUCCAAACAGAAUUCCCCAAAAUGUAAAAGGUGAAGAUGAUUACUAUACAGAUGGAGAGGAAAGCAGCGAUGAUGGGGGAAAGCAGCAUGCUAGGUCCAAGUCAGCUAGACCACCUAAUAACUUGAAAAAAGGCACAAGUACAAAGUAUUCUAAAACUAGUUCCUCUUCAUCUUCUUCCUCAUUGUCUCCCUCAUCUUCAAGCUCAAGCAUAGAUGGUUCAGACGCAGGGUCAGAUAUUUACAUAUCUGAAUUAUCUCUCUCAUCAAAGAAGCGUGUUUCUGGUGUAACCCACUUAUUACCAAAACAAAAAUAUAAAUCAGCAAUGAAAAAAUCAACACGAACAGGUACUAAACCAAAAGUUGGUAUCUACACUGAGGAAUCUGAAGAUACCGUGACAGAUGUAACUCCUUUAUCAACUCCAGAUAUCAGCCCAAUGCAGUCAUUUGAACUGGGUGUAGCAAAUGAUCAAAAAGUGAAAGUCAAAAGGCAAGAAAAUGUGAGUCAUGAAGUAUAUGGGAGUGUUGAAGAUUUAAAAAAUAAUUCAAAACCUUUGAAAUCAGCCACGAAGGGGAAAGAAAAGCAUGCGCCCAAUCUCACGCCAAAGUCUUCAGUAUUAGAUCCCAGUGUAGACAACAAAUACAAACAGAAAGUCUUCCAUGAUACAAUGGAUCUGAAUCAUCUUUUGAAAGCUUUUCUGCAACUAGAUAAAAAGGGACCACAAAAACUUCACUUUGAUCAGCCUUCAGUAGUACCUAGAAAAAACUACUCUUUCACAAGAGAGGAGGUGAGGCAGAUUGAUCGGGAAAAUCAGAGGCUUUUGAAAGAACUGUCAAGACAGGCUGAAAAACCAGGACCCAAAACUGCAAUUCCUAGAAGAUCUGUUGGUCCUCCCCCUAAGUUAUAUCACAGUGCUCUCAACAGACAGAGGGAGCAACAAAGGAUUGAAAGAGAAAAUUUGGCUUUACUGAAAAGACUUGAAGCUGUGAAACCAACAGUUGGUAUGAAACGUUCAGAACAGCUGAUGGACUAUCAUCGAAAUAUGGGUUACCUCAGCUCAUCGCCAGUCCCAAGACGUGUGAGAUCCACUCUUGGCCAAUAUAGUCCAUUAAGAGGAGCCUCCAGGACAUCCAGCGCUACCAGUGGUCUCAGCUGUAAGAGUGAGCGGCUGGUUUUUGACACAUCCAAUGGCUUGUUGCUAAGACCUAAACCUCCUAAUGUCCGCACAGCUUGGCUAUAAAAGCUUUUUUUUUUUUUUUUUUUUUUUACUUUAUCCAUUGUUCACUUCUUAUGGAAGUCUUCUUGUAUAUUACUAUAAUUCUCUGUUUAGACAUCUACAGCGUUGUUUUUAGCAACUUAAAGUACACAGCAGUGAAUUUUAAUUUACUGUGACUCAAUGAAAAAUGUUUUCAGAAAGACAUUUUGAUGUAAAAUCAGUGUUUCCUAUGAGGAUGUAUUUAUGUGAGAUGUUUAUGUAUUUAAUAGAGAAAUGGUAGUAUGCAUGUAUAUUUUCUCAACAUAGAAACGAUUCAUCUGUUACUCUGACAAAACAGUGUGAUCGUACUAUUACAUGUUGGGCCCAAGAUGUUAUCUAUAUAGUUCUUAUUUUAUACUUUUAAUUUUCACUUCUUGAAAGUUUUGAACCAUGAGUGUAGCUCCUAAAUUUUACUUAUUUUGUUUACUAUUUGCCUCAGAACUUAGAUGGUGUAACACAUAACUUGAUUGUUCAUUACUUCACUUGAAAACAAAUCGUGAAAUUUGUUUUCAUUUAUAGAACUGAUACUGAUUUGGAGAAAAUCGUACUGGGGCAAACUUGAUGAUUCACCAGAGGUAUCUACUACCUCUGUAGAAGUGUGCUGAAUUAGAUCUUUAAAAAAUUGAUCAGUUACUCCAUAUUGUUUGUGACUGUGAGUCUUAGAAACUGCAACCUAGAGACUCCUUUUCUGCGUUCUUAAACAUCAAGGUGAAAAACUAUUUAAUGAGCUUGAGAAACAAGGCAGGCAUUAAAGCAGUAGUCUACUGCAUUGUGAAUAGUUUUUCCGAGGGUCAGAUGGUCAUAAGCAAAAACAAGUUAUUGAAUGAGAAAAAUAGUAUCACCUGCUUGAAGAACCAAGAAGACAGAUUGAGUUGUAUCACAUCAGUGUUUCAAGUGGUACGUUAGUAAACUGUGAUGUUUAGUAUUUGUUGUAUUAAGAGAGAAGAUAAAUAAGAACUACAUUGCCUCUAUAACUUUAGAAAUUCUAGCUAGUUCAUGUUUUUAAAAGCUGAAAAAGAAGACUUAAUAUAUGAUUGAUAGAGGUAAUAAAUCAUUUAUUUGUUGUGGCUGCUGCUUUAAAUGACACUAAUCUUCGUGGUUUGGGCUUUUGGGUUGAAUCCUGGAAGUAUAUCAUUUUUGCCACUUCCACUGUUAAAGACUGUAUUUUUAAUGGAAUUAGUAAUGCCAAGUAAGGCAUAAUAUAAAUCACUUUUGAAAUUAAAAUGUUUUUCUAUUAACCUACAGACCAUCUCUUAUACAACAAAGUAUAUCUUAGUCAUGAUUGUUUUAGCUUGUUUUCACUGUUGCCUUUUUGAAUUUAUCUUAGGAUAUGUUGGAAAGUUUCCAUGUCAAGUUCCAAAUCUUUUUUUUUUUUUUUAAACAAAUUUUCGACCUGUAGCUAGAAAAUAUUUGUUUAGUUUUCUCUUAGCUCAAUACCUGUGGCAAAUAUGUUGAGCUUACUUUUUAGCCAGGCUUUUUUCUAAAUAUAAAGAUAAAUAUAAACUGAUAAAUUUUUAAAUUUUGGCUUGUGAAGCAUGGGAACAGUAUAGUUAAAAGUAAAUAUGCACACAACCUGACUGAGAUACUUUUUGCCUCAUUCUUUGGGUAUCAUGGUUAUCUAAUGUUACUUGACACUGUCUUCUAGUAAACAAGUUUUUACAUCAUACAAAUGUUCUGCUCUAUGUAUAACUUCAGUUAUACUAAAUGAAGGUUUUUUUUUUUUCUAAAUUACUGCACUUUUAAUAUUUGUAUAACAGCUUAUCUUAAAGAGAUGAUAUAAGACUGAGUUUAGAAAUCAGCAUUUGGAUAUCUUCACAAUAGGGAGUUAGGCAAUUUUUAAAUUUUUGAUUAAUUUGUUAGGGAAAAAUGUAUGUGAAACCUUGUAUGUUCACAAUGACACACCUCUGACCACAUUCUUUAUGGUUUUUGCUGCCACAUAUUAGGAUACAGUAUAUAAUUUCAAGAAAAUGCGCUACUUUGAUUUUAAAUAUUAAUUUAAUAUCUUUAGUUUCUACUACUUUGGGGUGGAAAUACCUCUGUAUUGCUAAUAACAGGGAUUCAACUUCAAGUAAAAGUGAAGAAGAGCAAGAUAUUUAUCUUUUCAGUUAAAUAUGUACAGUUCUAUUAUCGUGAUAAAUAAAAUAGAACUGAAGUUGGAAAAUGUAUUCUGUGAUGUAAGUUAAGGUACUUUGAAGUUGUUAUGGCUUAAGGGGCAUUUUUAUAAAGGAGUCCUAAAUAUACUAUUUUUAUUUGUAAGAACAGAAAGUGAAGAAUAACUUCAUAUUUGCUUCACUUUUGCCUAGUAUGUGUGCAUGUGUGUAUAUAUAUAUGUAUUCUUGGAAGGUUUACAUCUGUAGUUAGAAAUUUUACCAAUCCAAGGUCUAGAAUUUAUUAAGUAAGAUUCUUACUGAGGGUUAUUCUCAUCUUUGCCAGAUGUUAAACCUAUGUUGCCUUGUUGUUUAAUAAUAUUCUGUGAAAGAUUUUGCACUAUUGAAAUGCUUUAUACUUAUCAAUAUCAAUUUCAUCACCACUUUGCCCAUGCACAUGUGUGCGCACGCAUGCACACACAAAUACACACAUACACAAAGGCUGAUUCUUAGCUACCAUUUCAAAUGAAAUUUUUCCAGUUUUCUUGUGCAUGUAGUUGUUUUCAAUCCAUUAAAUCAAAUGGAACCUAACAACUUUUAAAAGGUCAUUGUGAUGAUAGGAUUUUGUACUUCUCAUUUUUCAGAUACAAAUACAGCACACUGCUGAGAGUAUUAUGACCAAUAUAAAGUUGGAGACAAAUUUUUACUUUUUUAAUAAUUAAAUUCUUGAAACAUUUGAUACCUUAAAUGCCAUAAUCUUAAGUUAUUAACUAUUGUAUACCACCUUAGAAAAUGUAUUUAAUACUUGUGGCUAUUUCUUUGAAUAAAGAUUAAUAAGAAACAUGAAAAA